Verticillium alfalfae VaMs.102 is the source of this 1926-nucleotide messenger RNA. Its product is annotated as choline dehydrogenase. The coding region runs from base 1 to 1926 and encodes 641 amino acids. Lineage: Eukaryota; Fungi; Ascomycota; Sordariomycetes; Glomerellales; Plectosphaerellaceae. The transcript has a single exon. Gene Ontology annotation, molecular function: flavin adenine dinucleotide binding; oxidoreductase activity, acting on CH-OH group of donors. The record is from RefSeq and is a predicted model, not a curated record.
AUGAGGCUCGGACAUCUCCUCCCGCUUUUGGGCACCUCGUUGGUGCUCGCGCAAACUCUCGAUGACUACGAGUACGUUAUUGUCGGAUCAGGGGCUGGAGGAGGGCCGCUGGCCGCCCGGCUUGCCCUGGCAGGACACAAGACCUUGCUGAUCGAGGCCGGAGAUGACCAAGGUCUCAGCACAAACUAUACCGUGCCAUCGUACUCAGCAAGGGCAUCGGAAGACGGAGCUAUGGCCUGGGACUUCUUCGUACGGCACUAUGCCGACGAUGAGAGGCAAGCGAGGGACUUCAAGACCACUUAUGAGACGCCAGAUGGCAGCCUCUACACUGGACUUGACCCCCCUACAGGGUCCAAGAUCAAGGGCACCCUAUAUCCACGAACAGGCACCCUAGGUGGGUGCACUGCCCACAACGCCCUCAUUGCGCUGUACCCUUUCCAGUCCGACUUUGACUACAUCGCGCGUUUGACGGGUGAUCAAUCAUGGUCAGCGAAGAACAUGCGCAAACACUUUGUCAAAAUGGAAAACAACGGCUAUCUUCUACCCCUGAUUCCCGGACACGGCUACGACGGGUGGCUCGACACGGAAACGGCACCACUGACCAUUCCGUUGGCCGAUCCCCAACUUUUGAGCCUGUUCCUUGGCGGGGCAUUCGCCCUCGGCAACCUGACAAAGUCCGUCUUCAACAUUGGCAGCCUACUCCUGGGCGACGCGAACGCGGAUAAUCUCCGUAGAGAUACAGGGCCCGGGUACUAUCAGACCCCAAUCUCGUCCGACAAUGGCAAGCGCAUCGGGCCUCGAGACUUCAUCGUCGCUGUGCGUGACGCCAAGAACGGCGAUGGGAGCAAGCGAUAUCCCCUUGAUGUCCGCAUGAACUGUCACGUCACCAAGGUUGCAUUUGACGAGGCUGAGGACCCGCCACGUGCGACAGGUGUCGAGUUCCUGGACGGCCAGUACCUCUACAAGGCAAGCCCGCGUUCUCGCACCGCCGGCGCCGGCAAGCCCGGGUCGGUGAAUGCCACGCGGGAGGUUAUCAUUGCCGGCGGCGCUUACAAUUCCCCUCAAAUCCUUAAGCUCAGCGGUGUCGGUCCCGCCGACGAACUCAAGAGUUUCGGCAUUCCGGUCGUCGCGGAUCUACCCGGUGUCGGCACGAACCUUCAGGAUCAUUACGAGGUUGGUGUCAUUGGCAGAGCGCCGACGGAUUUCGCGGCGCUGAAGGGAUGCACAUUUGGUCGUGGUAACCAGGAUGACCCCUGCCUCGAGAGGUGGAAGAAGCCUGUCCUCGGAAACCGCGGGACAUAUGCCUCGUCAGGCCUUGGCGUAGCCAUGCUCUACAAGUCUUCAGUGGUGGCCGGCGACGAUUGGGACACGUUCAUCUUUGGAGGGCCUGUAAACUUCCAGGGAUACUUCCCAGGAUACAGUUUCAAUACGACGUCCGACCCUGACCUUUACACAUGGGCGAUCCUCAAGGGCCACCCCCGCAACACGGCUGGCACGGUGAAGCUCCUUUCCGCCGAUCCCCUCGACGUUCCGGAAAUUGUCUACAACUUCUUCGACACCGGCAGUGGUGAUGCCGACGCCGACAUCCAGGCCAUCUCCGAAGCUAUUGGUGUCGCCCGCGACGCCUUCAAGAGACAGCUUGUUCCCGUCGAAGAGAGGCUCCCGGGCAAGGAUGUCAACACGGCCGAGGAGGUUGCUACCUACAUCAAGGACACAGCUUGGGGCCACCAUGCGUCGAGCACCUGCCCCAUCGGUGCUGACGACGAUCCUAUGGCGGUCUUAGAUUCCAAGUUCCGCGUGCGUGGUGUGCAGGGGCUUCGUGUCGUCGACGCGUCUGUCUAUCCCCGGAUCCCGGGCACGUUCACAGCCGUUUCAACAUUCAUGGCGGCGGAGAAGGCGGCAGAGGACAUUCUGAGCGAGCUUUGA